Messenger RNA from Aspergillus affinis, 3675 nucleotides. RefSeq lists its product as uncharacterized. Bases 1 to 3675 code for a protein of 1224 amino acids. Lineage: Eukaryota; Fungi; Ascomycota; Eurotiomycetes; Eurotiales; Aspergillaceae. The record is from RefSeq and is a predicted model, not a curated record. The transcript is spliced from 10 exons.
AUGGCGUCUCUUUCGACUGCAAUUAUGUCUGAUCCCCGUGAGAGCAAUAUGGUGACCGGCGACAGCAAAGACUAUGAGUUGGAUUUUUGUGAAAGAACCCAGGCAUCAGGAGGAAAAGAAGGCGGGCCAUCAUCAAAUUCCGGUGGCCAUUUGUUUGAAGCUAGCGACCUCGCAAAUAGUCUCCAGACAAAAUUGCAGAUUGGAAAGCAAACCGCUUAUGAGGACUGGAGGUCAGGGGAAGGCCAGGAUUUCUCAAACGAAAGCUUUUGUGUGGAUAAGUAUGAUAUCCAGCCGGAAGAUAAAAGCCCUCUCGCCUACUAUAAGCGGACUCUAGAGGAACUACCCGAAAGGCGCUCUACGGACUCAGAAGCCACUACUAUAGUGGAUGAAGAGAGGAAACCAACGGGCAAUGUGUAUUUGGCCGAAGCGCCAAAAACACCCACAACUGGAGCAAAGCCAGCCCGCUCACAUCUCAUCAAAGAGCCGUAUGUGAAGCUACAAGAUAACAUAUUCCCAUCAUAUGGCGGCUUGACGGGACACUCAUUGCUCGAAAACGAUGCCGAACUUACCACUUUUUAUUAUAUCAAAGCUCUGGAAGUUUUGAUCAUCUUGAUUGGCUUUCACAUAAUUCGACUAGAGGAGAACAAACGACUCGAAACCUUGGCUGGCGAGCAGGAGCUUGCUUCUCAAGAAUGGGAAGCGGAAGCUGCCUCGCUCAAAGAAAAAACGAUCCAGAAAGAAGAGGAGUUGCAGGAGAGAGAUACCGAGAUUAAUCCCCUAGCGACUAGAGUGAUGGAGUUGCGUGCCCGCGUCAAAACUCCAGCUGAGGAAUCCACCCCAGCGAGAUCGAUUAAGUUCCCUGACCCCCCCUGGUUGUCGGAUGGAAAGGAACCACGCUUCGAUGAUUGGAUUAUCUUGAUGAACGCGAAGCUGAAAGCCAACCAGGAUCACUACAGCACACCCGAUCUCCAUAUGACAUAUGUCCAGAGUGGCACUGAAGGAAAGGCCCUGCAACAUCUAGUGUCUAGACAGCAGGCUAAGAGUGAGGGAUAUAAUGACGAAAGUGAGAUGCUGGAGCAUCUAAAGAGCAUCUACCAUGACCCCAAUCGAACCAUCAUCGCAAAGAACAAGUUCAGGAACUUGCAGAUAAAGAAAGACGACAAGUUUCACAUGUUUUUGUCGGAGUUUCUCUAUAUUGCCUCUGAAGCCGGAAUACACGAUGAAGACAUGAAGGAGGAACUCUACCAGAGGCUCCCACGUAAGUUGCAGGAGAUGACUGUUGCUAAAAGCACAAAGGAUACCUACUCUUUCGGCAAAUUUUCCGAAUAUUGCUCGACGAUGGCGAACAGCCUAGAGAUUAUGAACUACAAAGCGGCUGGGACCGAUUACGCACCGGACUGUAAUCCUGACGACGAUUCCCAUGAUCUGUAUGGCGCCUACAUGACGGAAGUAGUUGAUCCUAUAGGCCAGCUUGACGAGCCGUUUACCUGCCCCGAGCCGUUCAUCGUGACGAGUUGCUACCACUGUCAUCGAGCUUUCCCCUCUAACAACGAGCUCCAUAAUCACCUCGGUAAGUGUAUGGAUCGGUUUCUCGACGCCUACGCUGCGGACGCUGGUAUUCCCAACAAAGUCCAGGUUUACGAGUCCGACGUUAAGCCCGAUGUCGAUUCCGAUCGCCAUGUCGCGAAUAUUCGUUCUUGGAGAUGUACUACUGCUCGCGUCACGCUCGGUCAGCUUUCUGCUGAGCUGGAUCUCAAGGAGAUCUGCCUAGACACAGGCUGUUCGUCAACGAUCAUAGACGAGGUCUUUGCCAAGGCGAUCCUGAACAUGGCAAUCCGUGAUGUUAAGCCCCCGAUUACUGUGCGAGGCAUUGGCAAGGCGUCGUACAAGUCGACUAAAGCCGCUGUUUUUGACCUCUACUUCCCGAACUCCUACGGAGGCAAAAUAAGCAGUUUCGCCAAGAUGACGAUCGUCGCCUACCUCGUUCCUGAGCUCCGUCUGAAUACGUUGAUCGACUUCGCUACGGCAUACCAUAUCUCGUCGGCUUCAGUUCCCGAGGACCGUGAGUCCAAUUGGUCUGAUAUAGAGGAUUUCGAGCACGUUGAAAACGCCGAUAUCGACGGCCAUGUCGAGGUCGAGAACCUUGGUCAAUCACUUCCCGGUCGCCGUUAUCGCCAUCUAGCCGCAAAAGCGCUCAGGAAAGCAGCUAAAACUACCUCUAGUUUCGCCUACUGCCGAGCUGUCGAAAAGGCCUUGGCCCGCGCUUACUUGCUCGGUGACGAGUCCGACGUCUAUACCAAAGCAGCUUCCGACCAGACAGUCUUGCCUAACGGCGUGACCAUUUAUGGCAUCGAUCCUGACGUGAUCGAUCGUUUUCGCCAGGUCGUCGAGCGAUAUGAUGUCUGGGCCAGCCCUGAAGAAGCUUCGGGAACCGUUAACAUCCCUGAAGAUCAGUGGAUUCAAGUUCCGAUAAAAGAAGGCCAAGAGAUCUUUCAGGUCGCGAUAAUGGGUUUCGUCAACUCCGUGCCAUACGUUCAACGAAUUAUGGACAACAGCCUUGAAGACCUCUCUUUCUGCCGUGCCUACAUCGAUGAUAUCGUCAACGCCAGCAAGACCUUGGACGAAUAUAUCGAGCACUUUUCCAGCCUCUUUGAAAGGCUCGAGUCGAUGAACGUCAAGUUAGAGCCAAAGAAUGCUUUUCUCGGGUUCCCAUCAGUAACCUUGCUUGGCCAGCGAGUCGAUUCACUAGGUCUUUCUACUCCGGACGAGAAAAUGGCCGCUAUUCGCGAAUUGUCCUUUCCGAGUACCUUGACCGACCCUGAACACUACCUCGGCCUUACGGGCUACUUCCGGCAUUACAUUGCGAAAUACGCCUCAAUCAUGGAACCACUGCAAGCUCGGAAAACGGCAAUGCUCAAAGGCAACCCCAAGUCGGGCCAGGAAAGUAAGAACUGGUCCCGCAAGGCCCUGGAUAACCCUACCGAUCCCGAACGAGACGCAUUCGAUAAGUUCCAAGCUCGGUUUGUCGACCCCCUAUUCUUAUGUCAUUUCGAUCCCGAGCGUCAGUUGUACGUAGAUCUGGACGCAUUCCGAGAAGGUUACGGUAUCGUAGCUUACUAUGCCAAAGUCGGUUACGAGUAUACCGAUUUGUCGAAGCCGCCGUUGAGACGCGUAGUUGAGCCGAUCCUUUCCCUAAGCUGCACUCUUACCGCGGCGGAGCGAAACUACUCGCCAGCGGAGUUAGAAAUUUUUUGCCUAGUUUGGACUCUUAGGAAAAUACGUCAUUUGAACGAGUCAAGCAAGUUGAUCCCUGUUGUAUAUACGGAUCAUUCCUUAGCGGUCGAUAACGUAGUUGCCGAUACUCUUUCUCGGUUACCCGUUAAACGAUCCGUGGAGAACGGAUCCCGACAGGAUCUUGAUACGAUCGACAUCAGUACCGCUGAUGUUACGGGCUUUCGAGCUGUUUCUGAGGACCGUCCCGAGAGCUUUCUGAGCGUCCUUAACGAACUUAUGCUCGCUACGACCUUUUUGUCUCUACCUUCGAGCUUUCCGAGGACCUUAAACGGAGGAUUCGAGCCGCCUACCCUGACUACCCAAGGGCGAUCGGUAACUAACCGAUCAGCGCCCGAAACCUCCCGUACGUUAUGCAAGACGGAGCUUUUCCCGCUGGAUUGA